AUGCCUUCUUACGUGGUUGUCGGCGCUUCUCGUGGCAUCGGAUUUGGUCUGGUCAAGGAGCUUGCAGCCGAUAAGAACAACACCGUCGUCGGCCUUGUACGCAACGUCGAGGCUUCCAAGGCCAAGUUUGCCGCUGAGAUCCCGGGCGCCAACAUUCAUACCGUCUAUGCCGACCUGGCCAACCGGAAAUCGCUCGAGACUGCCGCUGCUGAGACGGCGGCCAUCACCGGCGGCGCGGUCGACGUCUUCAUUGCCAAUGCUGCCAUUGGCAUCCCUGUCAACCGCUUUCUGACGGACGAAGUCACCUCGGACCCAGAGCUGUUUGAGAAGAACAUGGACCUGACGUUCCGCAUCAACGUCGUCGGCACCAUCGAGUCGGUUGCUUUCUUCGCGCCCCUCGUCGAGAAGAGCACGCUCAAGAAGAUUGUCGUCGUCUCCUCGGGCGCCGGCGACAUUGACUUUAUCCUCCAGUCCGGCAUGGACAUGCAGAGCCCCUACGCCAUCAGCAAGGCGGCUCUCAACAUGGCCGUCGCCAAGUUCCACCUCGAGUACAAGCCAAAGGGUGUCCUGGUCUUUGCCAUCUCGCCCGGCUUGGUCGACACGGAGUUUGCCACGGACCCGAACAAGCCUCUCACCGAGGCAGAUGUGGCGAACAAGAACGAGGCCAUGGGGCGCAUUGUCGGCCUGUUCAAGGCGUACGCGCCGCACUGGGAGCCUGUGAUGCUGACGCCCACGCAGUCGGCGCAAGCCGUGAUCAAAGUUAUUGGGGACGCCACCAUUGCAAAGGAGGGCGGUAAGAUGGUUUCGCACCACGGCACGCAGGAGUGGCUUUAA
Molecule: messenger RNA, 834 nt
Organism: Sporothrix brasiliensis 5110
Lineage: Eukaryota; Fungi; Ascomycota; Sordariomycetes; Ophiostomatales; Ophiostomataceae
Product: short chain dehydrogenase reductase
Exons: 3
Coding region: 1-834 (277 amino acids)
Molecular function (GO): oxidoreductase activity, acting on the CH-OH group of donors, NAD or NADP as acceptor
Source: RefSeq, a predicted model, not a curated record